Molecule: messenger RNA, 4241 nt
Organism: Lineus longissimus
Lineage: Eukaryota; Metazoa; Nemertea; Pilidiophora; Heteronemertea; Lineidae
Exons: 4
Coding region: 272-2947 (891 amino acids)
Source: RefSeq, a predicted model, not a curated record
ACUGGCCAGUAAAGAGGGUGUGUGUUUCGGAGAGUUAUCUUGACGCAAGAACAUUUUAAAGGAUAUAUCGUUAUAUUUUCUUGACUGUCACCGCAUGUGGAUACUGAGAAGGAUAUUCAAACCGUGGACCUUAGUAACUGGCCUUUUCAUCUACCUUUGAAGAGCAAGAAAUGAGGAUGGAUAACCGCAACAUACAUGGGCAACGAGCAGCUUUGCAGAAGGAUAUUUGACAAACUUAGGAUUAUUCUCCCAGUUUGAUCACAUCAUUAAGAUGGCUCUACCAAGGCAGCCCCAGAAAAUGCGCUUCUCAUUCAAAUUGAACUCGUUAUGGACGAUAUGGUUCUGUGCGUUAAUCGUCAGCAUUGAAGUCUACCUUAUCAUUCAGACAAUCAACAAUUACUUGAAGUAUAACAACAUGAUAUGGCCGGAAGGAACAAAACCAGACUCUGAAUUAAAUGUGACAAUCGUCUUCGCCGUUUUUUCUCUGCUGUGCCUCCCAUUCUUCGUAAUGGCGUGUGUGUUCAAAGUUGGUAACUUCGCCAACGAUGGCGCUCUGUUGGGGAAGGAUCCCAUCAAGGAGAUAUUCAGGAAGAAGCAAGUUCGUGGUCGGGCUUGGAAAGUUUGGCGGAACUUUUGUCCGAUUGCACAAACAGUGCAUGUUGUCUCAGCAUUCUUGCUCUUGCUGCCCAAGCCGCUGUUAGAGGGACGUAUUAUAAAGAGUGGAGUAUUAACCAAAGGCGCCAUCUGGUGGACUGACCUAACUAUGAUGUUCCCGAAUGAUCGUAUCAUCCUAACAAACACCACAACCAUCCAUCCAGCUGGCACCGGCGCAAGCGAAGGAUACGUCUCUCUCCAGUUCAUCAAUUACGCUACCGCAUUAUUUAUGCUAAUGAUCCGCUACCCAUCCGUCUACUGGUACACAAGCCGCCCGUUUAGCUGCAUCUUUUCGUUUCAACUCUUCAUGCUACUGUUGCAAAGCCUCAUCGCAUUCUGUGGAUUCAGCGUAGUCUUCAAAGCCCAAGUGAAUCGAGACUUGCUGCCAGAAGUUGUAUUUACCCUAAACGAGGGUGGUACUGUUGUGUUAUUCUUGAUCGCCAGUCUUUUGACCUUCGUGCAGAACUUGGCCGUGUUUGAAUACGGCUAUCACCACUACGUCAAAAAUCGGAAAGUAUUUCGCCACAGGUUACACCCAUCGUUUCAGAAACCUACCAAGAAGAGCCAAACCUGCCAAGGGUAUAUUCCACACAUUUGCGCCAUGGGUUUGAUGCUUGGCUCGGUCAUUUUCAAAGCGGCAAUCGUCUAUGAUGGCGGCAUGAUCUACCGUUGGUACAACGACAGGCUACUACUGUGGUACAUCAUUCUAGAAGUAUGUUAUCUCUUCUUCUGGAUCAUAUUGUGGUUUGCACUUACGGUCAAACAGGAAUGGGACUUUAAGUUUAAGUUUCCGUAUUGGCAUGAAAAGACGAACGUUUUCACAAUCCAAAAUGGUGGGUUUCGAGAUUCAUCAAAUUUAGAUCUGACAGCAAAUGAAGAAACUCAGCCACAGAGGUAUGAGACUUUCGUUGAUGGAAAUGAGACUUCGAACCCAACCACAUCCGUGACUACUGCUGACGUCAUUGUACCUUCUGCUCCAGUCCUCGCACCUGACGUUUGUGCCAUUAAAACUAUUGACCAAAAAAACAUGGUAAAGAGCAACUAUGAGAGGGACUCGACAAAGACUGCUACUAUUGGUAGUAACCAUUUAAAAGGUCCUGCACCUGUAAAAAUGCCUGAGAUACCUCUCCGUUCCACCAGUCGGUCAACGACUCCAAUUUUAAGGGAUCAUCCUGAGCUGAGCAAAAUUUCAAAGAAUCGCUCAGGUACACCAGUUAAUAACUACCUGGGGCAACGUAGGGGUACACCUUAUAAUUCUCUUCCUGGAACACCCGCUAACUCUGUACCAACGACCCCAGUGAGUUCUCGUCCAACGACCCCAGUUAAUUCCCGGCCAACGACUCCAAAACCAAAGUCCCGCGACCACCCGCUUAAUCGCAGCGACCGUAAGAAGCGUAAUCGUGUCACGUUUGAGGAUUGUGUUCGGAAUGGGAAUUAUUCCGACGACACUGAUGAGGAGCCAGCAUGCGAUGAGGAAGACCUCGGACCAGAUUCGUCAAACUGCUCAACGAGUAGCCAAGAAGGAAAACCAGAUCCACAACCGGUCGGAAUUCUGAAAAAGCCAAAUAGGCCUCAAUCUCCGAACCCCGCCGACAUUGCCAGUGCCUUAGAAGGCAUAAAAAACGCAGCAAAACAACUUAAACCUGGACAUGGAGUGCCAGAGGGCGCUCUGCAGCCACAAAUACGAUCAAAAUUAAAUCGAAGUAACUCUCGUUCUUCAGAUGUUUCACUUUGCUCAGAUAUUGCUUCUCAAAAACUGGGGUCACGAAACUCAGACAAUUAUGCUGAUGGGUCGUUACCAAGGCAUUUCCGUUCAGCAACAACCCCAGGAAGUGACUAUGCAGAUUAUUAUAGUUUGCAAGACUUUCCUAUAGGCGGCAUUGGUAGCAAUAGUCGUGGUAAUCCGAACUAUUCUUCAAGCGGAAAGAAUUAUAAUAGUAAAUCUCGUGCUCCUGAAGUGGCUAGGCCGCGGACUCCUAUAGAGGGUGUGAAACCCCGUGUUAUUCUACCGAAUCGCCCUCAUAGCUCAAUGGGGAAUUAUGACCCAAACCAACCCGACAGCGGGGUGGAAUUAUCAGACUCUAGCACAGUGACGACGCCAUACGGCAUAAAUAGUCCAAGAGGAGGUCCUUUGGUAUUCUUGAACAAUACAGACUAUUUCACCCCUGGUGGUCCAGGCAGCAAUAAGCGAGACUCUGCAAACUAUUCAAUGACAUCAUCGUCAUCACCGGAAUCAACAGGAAGUGACGAAAAAAACAAUCCAAAUAAUCCACGACUUUGUAGUCAGGUGUAGCAGAAAUGUGAUGUGUAUAUGCUGCUUAGUUUGUGCGUCAGAUCUACUUAACUUAAAGGAGGAAUAUACUGGUACAAAAUGUUUGAUUGUGGCCAUUGAUUACAGACCAUCAGUACUUCUCGGACUCCUCCUUUAAAGAAUUUCUUAAAGGAAAUGUUUGUUAACACUGCUGUUUUGUUUUGUCUCUUUCAUGGUAUCUCUUGGAUGUCUCUUAGAUACUUCAUCAGAUGGCAGUACCAUUUCUGUUCUUAUGUUUCCCUUGUAAGACGGCUCCUGCCAUCUCGAAAGUCCCUGCGGCCCCUGGUCAAGUUUAAAGUAUCCAUAAUGACUGCAGUUGUUGAUCCUGCCUUCUUCAAUAGGAUGUUUCAGAUUGAACUUUAUUCUGUGUAUUUUCACUGCCACUGAAUUUCUUAAUGCAUUUAAAUUCUUAACAUGAAGAUGUUGCAACUAGUUACAGCUAUCUCUUGUGUACAGAGACUAGCACUAUGUGCUCUUGUAUAUUUUUAUAAUAACAUACAUCUGUGAUGCUAGUCUCAUUAUAACGAUUUGGCUGAUGGUUCUUUUUAAUGGUUUGACAUACACAAGUCUAUCGAAGUAUACUGUAAACUCAGCUGGGAGUUGUUCCAACUAGCUUGGUUACAGCAUCAGAAGGCUGCGAUUGCCCCUAACUGAUUUUACAGUAUGUUUUAUGCAAGUUUUUUGUUUCUUUCACGUUUUCGUUUUGUUAAUUCGGGUGUUUGAAUAUCCUAUACAAUGAUAUGUUGAUUUAGUGUAAAAAUGAGAGAAAAGAUUAAAGCUAAAGGUGAUGUUCAGCAUCGCAUUACUCCCUCCAACAGCAUGCUGGAUGUGCACAAUAAUGGGACGACUUUUUUUUCAUAACGCCCAAUCUCUGUUAUCUCAGUGAUUUAGCCUGCAUGUGUAAUUGUCCCUUUAAACAUUUUGAUAUUUAGUGCUGACAUCUGGUGUAAAAGGAAUGCUCUACAUAUUGCGUCCUUGCACUGUGUUUGCCUUCGCAAGUGUUUGAAAAGAAAAUAAUGAUGCAAAGCAUGCUGUAUAAUAAAAUGUGAUUAAUUUGAUGUACUUAAUGAAAGGUAAAUAAGACUUUGUAUAUUUAGUAUAAAUUACUACCUUGUAUAAAAAGUACAAGAAUGUAUCUUGUUUGGUCCUAAAGGCCUGCUCCUUUUGUUUAAAAACCUAUGGGAUCACACUCUGCUGUAUUCAAAUGUUGUUAAUUAUCGUCAGAUGGGGUUAAAACUGGUUGGAGUUGAUUGUGCAUAUAAUUAGUCCUCAUUAG